Angiostrongylus costaricensis is the source of this 426-nucleotide messenger RNA. NCBI's taxonomy places the organism in Eukaryota, Metazoa, Nematoda, Chromadorea, Rhabditida, Metastrongylidae. The record is from the annotation of a GenBank genome assembly.
AUGCCACCUUCUAAUAUAUUUGACAACGGGCAGCAUUUUUACGUCGAUAAAUUGGCCUUGCUCAUGAGGAGAAAAGACAAUGAGCAGAAGAAGAUGAUCUCAUAUUCUGUCGUGGCAAGAGCCAUUAGUCAUGCAUGCGAAGUCGGUCAUUUUCAUGAACGACAGACGAUUGCCAAACUAACGACAGAUAAAGACGACGUAGUAGUCGAGCCGCAACGAUCCAUGAAGCUGCAUUGCCCUACCGGAGCUCUUUCGGCGAUCGUUGUAGUGACGUCGAACUUUAUCAAACCGGAAAUAUGGGCUUGGUUGCGGAGGAGGCGUGACUCGAACCAGUAUGUCGACGAGCGUUCUGGUGCUGCUCACUACUGGCCUAUGCCAUCAGUCCCACUUACCACAUUAAAUCUGACAUUCAGUGCAAUAUCAUAA